AUGGAACAUUGGAGAGCGGAAAGUGAGUCGGCGCAACUGCUAGAAGGCAUGUCGGAGAGUGAAACUCACUUCUGUACGGCUUCGUCACCCUCAACUCGCACAUACAACUACACCAGCACUCGGAGGUCAGGAAACACUAUCUAUACGAACGAACACUUCUCUUCCAAUGUCUUACGUACUUUUGCCAACAUGCGCAAAGAAGGACGCUUUUGUGAUGUAGUGCUGAUAGCAUCAAUGAUUAAGGAAGAUAGCGCGGAAAGUGAAGGAGUUCGAAAUAUUCGAAUCAAAGCUCAUCGAGCUGUACUUGCUGCAGGAUGUCCUUAUUUCAGUGCUAUGUUCAAUAGUGCAAUGAAGGAGUCCAAGCUAGAAUGCAUCACCAUAAAGGCAAUCGAUGGAAGUUCACUGAUUGAGCUUGUUGAUUAUUUGUAUUCAGGUCAGCUGCUUAUCAGUGUGCGAAAUGUACAAAAUUUACUGACAGCUGCUUCCUUGCUUCAGUUGAUAUGUGUACGUGAUGCAUGUUCCCGUUUUCUUUUGGAGCAGCUCGAUCCAUCGAAUUGUCUAGGCAUAGAACAAUUUGCUAUUACUCAUAGUUGUACGCAACUUGCACAUUCUGCGACAACAUUUGUUCAGCAACAUUUCAGUCAGUUGGUUAAAUACGAUGAAUUUCUGGCUCUUAGUAAAGAUGAAGUUAUCCGAAUCAUUUCUUUAGAUCAGUUAACGACUACGGGUGAAGAUAAAGUGUAUGAAGCUGUUGUGCGUUGGGUAAUGCACGAUUUGGAAAAUCGCAAAAGUGCAUUUCCUGAAAUUUUAUCUCAUGUCCGAUUAUCUUUAUUGCCUCGUGACUAUUUAACUGAUAGAGUUGAUCCUGAUUGUUUAAUUCGACAGAGUUCAGAAUGUAAGGAUUAUCUUCUCGAAGCUUAUCGCUAUCAUUUGAAAGAUGAGAAAGUUGAAGAAACUGAACGAAACCGUCCAAGGCAACCGAUUCCAUUGUCUAAGCUAAUAAUGCUCAUUGGUGGUCAAGCACCUAAAGCAAUUGCUAAUGUAGAUGUUUUCGAUUUGGACUCUUUACGAUGGAUAUCAUUAAGUGACCUACCGCAGCGUCGUUGCCGUUGCGGUGGAUUUAACGGUUCGCUACGUGUUAGAUCUGUUGAUGCUUAUGAUUUUCAUACUGAUACGUGGUUUGCUGCUCCAUCUAUGGAUGCGAGAAGAAGUACACUAGGCGUGGCAGUCAUUGAUCAGUUGAUGAUAGCAGUAGGUGGUUUUGAUGGUUCGACAGGUUUAAGUUCAGCCGAAGCUUUCGACCCUCGCCAAGGACAAUGGAUGCCUCUUCCAUCGAUGACGGUGCGUCGAUCCUCAGUCGGUGUGGCAGCCCUUGGUGCCUCAGUCUAUGCCGUUGGUGGUUAUGAUGGCAAUACGAGAAACUGUUUGGACUCAGUUGAAAUUUAUGAGCCGCGAGCCAACAGAUGGCGGUCUGGACCAAGUUUGACAUCCAGACGUUCUGGUGCAGGUGUAACAGUGGUAGGUGAUCGUCUCGUCGCAAUCGGAGGUCAUGAUGGUCCAGUAGUUAGGGAGUCAGCUGAGAUUCUUAAUUCUGAUUGCUGGACGUUGCUACCCGACAUGAAUGAAUGUCGGCGUAACGCAAGUGACGAUGGGACAUCAAACUUAAGUUCAAUCGAAUUCUUGACUGUUUCUUCACUGGAGCAACAAUUCUGGACUCAUCUCAGCGUAUCGACAAAUCAACCAAGAUCAUAUGCAGGCAUUGCGCUUUUGCCGAAAACUGCUUGA
Thelazia callipaeda (thelaziosis nematode) is the source of this 1785-nucleotide messenger RNA. NCBI's taxonomy places the organism in Eukaryota, Metazoa, Nematoda, Chromadorea, Rhabditida, Thelaziidae. The record is from the annotation of a GenBank genome assembly.